UUAUAACUAGCGUCACGAAACUCGGAUAUGUAAGGGGAGAAAAUACCCUACUUUAAGAAACGCUAGGAAAAACGCUGUGAUUUUUUACAAGACUGGCCGUAUGUGCGGUGUUAACAAUGGAUUUGUUCGUUCGAGAUGGUUUUGUGGUUGUACGAUUGUGUCUUAAAAUUGUGAAAAAGCUUCCCGAAAUUUUAAUAUUUUUGUAAUCGAUAGAUUUACUGUUGUUACUACAGAUUUUAAAUAUUUAUCUUCGAGGUGCCCAAAUUUCAAUCAGGUCUGGUAAACAAGAAAAUGAUCAAAGUCGUCCUAACAUGGCUCACAUAUCUUUCCGCCGUAUCUUCAAUCCCACAAUUCGAUCCCACUGCCCUCCUCCAAGGCAUUUUAAUCCCUGCCGAUGUCGCUGUCGGCACCAUCAUCUACAGACUGCGUGCCCACGACCCAACCUUCGAGUACCCUCUAGUCUUUUCCCUCCAAAACGAACCAACAACCGUCAGCAUCACCAGCCUGAACUGCACUCGUCUCAAUUCCAUUUGCCAAGCCAACGUCGUUCUAAGACGAAAACUAAAAGUUGAUCUCUUUUACGACUUCAACGUAAUUGUACAAAACCAAAGAGGUGAAACUGCCGGUCUAAAUUGCUCAUUUCGAGCAACGAACGCAACGACACCAAUUAACGAGAUUUUUCCCGGAGCUCCGACUUUGUUGAGCGUCUCUGAAAGUGCCAGAAGAAACGCGGAAUUAGGAAGCAUAAUUGCGAAAGGAAAUCCCAAUCGACCAGAUGGUGUCCUACUGGAAUUAUGGGGGGCAGCACAGUUUGGACUUUACCAAAAACUGAUCACGGAAAAAGACGCACAAGCCACUAUUGUUCUGUUAGGGGCGCUGGAUUAUGAAACAACAAAUGUGCAUCAUCUGACUAUAUUAGCUAACGACCCUUGGACUCGAAUGCAAGAAGACACCCGAAACAUCGCAAGCUGGUCCCUCCUGAUCGCCGUCAUCGACGAACAAGACACCCCUCCAAUCUUCACCCUAGCCCCACCUACAACAACCCUAAGCCCCAGCCUUCUUCCCGGCGAUGUGGUCUUGCGAAUCCACGCCGAAGAUGGCGACCGAGGCAAUCCCAGAGACAUACGAUACGGUCUAGUUCCCGAAAACAACCCCUUUACACCUUUCUUCAACAUUUCGGAAGAAACCGGCGAACUUCGCCUCGUACGACCUUUAAACGAAAUCGUCGCCAUUUCGCACAGCGGCCAACCCAUUCUCCUGACGGUAAUUGCCGAAGAAGUCCGAACAAACCCACAAGAACCCUCAGCGCAAUCAUCAACAGUAAGUCUAGCCUUGAUACCGCCCGGUAUCCGGCCCGGAAGACCAAUUUUUGGGUCAAGCGAAUACCAAACUCUCCUGGACGAAAAUUCGCAAAGUGGAACUGUUUUAAAUUUACCACAGGCCGAAGUUGUGGCCCAACCUGGAGACGUGGUGGCGCUGACACUAGUCGGAAACAACAACACUUUUGAAAUUGCCCCAAGUGUGGUGGAAGGACAAUCAAAGUUUGAAAUACGUGUCCAUGACCCGAAACUGCUAGAUUACGAAAAAUGGCACUCUGUUCAAUGCUAUAUCGUUGCAAGGGAAGUCGGGACUGGGAAUUUUACAGCACAAGCGAAACUAGAAGUGUUACUCAACGAUGUCAAUGACAAUGUUCCCGAAUUUUCGCAGGAGGAAUACCAAGGAACAAUUCAGGAAAACGCACCCUUCGGGACAACACUUCUAAGGGUUGAAGCAAGUGAUAGUGACCGAGCUCCCGGUAGCAAAAUCAAGUACGUGCGACUUUAUGGUGACGGAAGUGAUUUUUUCAGUUUGGACUCAACUACCGGUCUUGUCACUGUUUCCGAUCCUUCGGGUCUAGAUGCUGAGAAACACCCAAAGUUGAGUUUCUUCGUUGAAGCUGCAGAUGAGGAGGGAAAAGGGCAAACGUCAACUGCUUCCAUAAUAGUUCGGUUGAUUGACAUCAACGAUGAAGCGCCACAGUUUGAGAAAAACGUCUACGAGUUUAUUCUAAACCAUGACAAGACUGCGUUCACGACCAGAGCGUUUAUCAAAGCAGUUGACAGGGAUAUAAGUCCACCAAAUAACGAGAUUCAUUACGAAUUGAUCAAACCAGUUGAAGGUCUUCACUUGAAUGAAAGAACGGGGGAGUUGGUGAUUACGAGGACUUGGUUGGAGAGUAAUAUUGUAAUUACGACGGCAAGGGCUUGGGAUGGGGGUGUUCCAAGAUUGUUUAGUGAGUGUGAGAUUAGGAUUUAUCCACCUGAGAGUCACUCGAGACGGAUGGUUUUUAUUGUGCCUGGGAAAAAUCCUGAUUUGGCUGAUCUUCAGAAGAAAUUGAGUGUGUUGACGGGUGCCAAGAUCACAAUUAAUGAAGUUAGGCCAUAUUUGGGGGCGGAGCCUGGAGCCAAAGACGUCAGCGGCUACAAUUCAGAAAAAAGUGUGGUGGUUGCCACCGCCACCUACUCGGACGACUUCAUCGACGUCAACACCGUCAAACAAGUUUUCGACGAAAAACACACAACCCAAAUUGAAAAAGCGUCCCAAAACGGUGGCAACCUUCUCUGGCUACUCAUCCUUCUAAUAAUCCUAGCCCUCCUACUGGCCAUUAUCCUCAUCCUGUGCUGCAUUUGCCAAGGAUGUCCUUUAUACGUCCCCCCAAAGCGUCGAAAAGUAGUUUCCGCCGAAAUAAAAAAAGUUGUCCGUGGUUCUGGUAACGGAAAAGAAAGCAAAUCUGUUCAAGUUGCCGAAUGGUUCGGUCGUCGGGAAGCUUGGUCUCCUGAACACGUCGACAACGAAGCUGAGUCUUUACAAAGACACGAACAGGAAAGAGGUUCCGACCGAACUGAAGCCAGACGUACGAUUCAUCGACCACUACAAAGGGAACCGUCAAGGGAACAGUUUUACAUCCGUGAAGGAAACACCGAUAUUUUACGAUUGAUAACGCGAGGGAAUGAUCAAAGGGCCGACCAAACUUACUAUAUAACAGACAGUGGGAAGGAUAUCCUCAUGAGACGCUUCAUAGACCAACAACAAGCCGAAACUUUGAAACAAGUCCCUUUACCAAACUCAGUCACAAAACUACAAACUGAAAAUGAACUCCUUGAACAAUCCUUGAGACAACAAAACGCUUUACUUCGCCAGAUUUUGCUAGAACGUGAGCGGGAUUUGAGAUUGGAGACUCAGUCGCUUCCUGCAGGUACUCAGACAGAUCAGGAUCGGGAAACGCAAACUGAGCCACUUUUCCUGAGACCGCCUCGAAGAAGAGUUCGCUCAGAUAACGAUGCGAGUGAUGGAAGUGACGACGAAAUCUCCAUAAUGAGAGCAAGAGCCAGAAGGCGAAGAACACAACGAAAAAUCAAAACACCGAUUCAGGAAGAAUCAGAAGUUGAGGAAAAACCAGCCAAAAGCAAAAGCAUCACAAAACCAUUGAUUCGCCAAACGCGAACCAGUGAACUCCGCCAAAAGAAAGCAACAGCUCUUUCCACAAAACCAAGAAAUAUCCGAAAAGAAGUCUUGAGGGAAAUCUCAGCAUCAUUGGAACAUAGCGAUAGCAGUGAAGAAUACUACACUGAAGAUAGCCUAGAUGAAGCAACUCCACGUUCAGAAAAAACAACAUCAACACGACACAAGUACCACUCUGAGAGCGAUCUUCGGGUCCCUUCACCCGUUAGUGGUAAGCCCAAGUCACAGAGUCACUCGGACCUGACCACCAAGCCCAAAAAGAAGCCCAAAACCAAACGGACGGCCAGGUACAUGGAAUGGUACAACAAAAGUUCCAAAACCACGACCAGUAAAGACACCACAAGUGUCAAAUCGGAAAAACCCCCAACUAAAGAAGACAAGCUCAUCAAGGAAACGGUCCGGAAAGUUACCAGUCGGUUAAUGCAAGACACUGAAUCCAGUUCGAAGAAGAAAGUUGAUUCGAAAAAAAGACCAACGGGUCCGGAACAUCCUCUGUUGCAACAUUCGGAACAUCGGUUCGAAGUGCGGUAUCCGAGGAAAGUGGAGGAUGAUAAAGAUACGGAUUCGGGGAUUGCGUUGACGAGGCUUCCGAUUGCACAGAAGAAGAGUAUUUUUACCAUCGCCUACGAUGAUAUGCAUACGAAGCAGUUGGUGGCUCAGAGUCCACCUUUGUAAUUUUUGUACGUUUAGUUCAUUGACCGCGAUUUUCUUAUCUCAUGUAAAGGAUUAAUUAAAUAAUGACCAGUAAA
Molecule: messenger RNA, 4250 nt
Organism: Tribolium castaneum (red flour beetle)
Lineage: Eukaryota; Metazoa; Arthropoda; Insecta; Coleoptera; Tenebrionidae
Gene: Cad86C
Product: Cadherin 86C
Exons: 4
Coding region: 292-4176 (1294 amino acids)
Biological process (GO): homophilic cell-cell adhesion
Cellular component (GO): plasma membrane
Molecular function (GO): calcium ion binding
Source: RefSeq, a predicted model, not a curated record